GUGCAUGAAGUUAAUGUCUUAUUAUGCCCAAGUUGUCAAAAACAAGCGACCCAGCCUGGCUGUUAGUUAAGGCGUGCUUAAUGUGCGUGCGGGCGGCUAAAAGGGGCGGCUGAAAGGGGCGGGCUCUUAUGGACUCGAGCUGGAAUCUGGAUGCUGGGAACUGGGAGCUUCGGUUUCUCUUGAGUUUCGAUUUGGCUUAUGUACGUCAGCCGGCGUCGCCGGUUUAAUGAUAACAAACUCAACACAAGUGAUAACGCGUCAAAUUACCAAAAGCAGUGUGCAUGUGUGUUUGCUGUGGGUGUGAGUAAGGGUGUUGGUGUGCGGGGGCUGGUGUCACGGGAGUUGUAAAUACAAUCAAUGAAUUUCAACUGGUUGUCUUGGCUCCACUUCCCGACCCCCAUUAAUUUCCAUAGCUCGGCGGCAAUUGUCGGAUUCCGUGUGUAAGUGCAUGGGUGCCAUGUGUGUGCGUCUGGCAAAACGAAAUUAGGCAAAUUUAAUGAAUUUAUGCUGGUGGCAUCCCCUUUGUAAUCCGAGUGCGCGCACACCAAACUCCACCGCAACCGCAAGAACGCGCCGUCCCAUCAGCCAGCGAAUCGCAGGACCUCCAAUCCGACCACAUUCACGUCCCCAGAAGCGUCAUUAUCGGGCACCAGAAAUCGCCAUGGAGCAGCGGCCCACAACUUUGGCCGCCGCGUCGUGCAAAUGGGGUAAGUGGACCGGUGCGGUCCCAAGAACCCAACUAACUUGUCAUAAGGAGCACGGGCAUGGAACCCGAGGCACGAGGCAGGCCAAAGUCGAAAGUGAAUUGGCUUCAUUGCGUCUAAAUGUGGUGUCAGAAGACACGGACACGGCGGCUGUCCGUCCUUCCGUAUUUACUUCCUCCAGUGCUGCCAACUAUCGAUUCCAAGUAUGUACUAAAAUACCUACAAAGUAAAUUAAGAUGAAAGUAUCUAAAAAAUAUUUGGUUGUUUUUAAUAAUAAAAUUAGAGAGCACUUUCCUAAGUUUACAUAAAAAAUUCAUUUAAAAAACUAUACUCGAUUAUCAAAUCAAGUUAAAAUUUUCACAACAGAUCAAAGGAAACAGAUCAGUAAGAAACAAUUUUAAAACAAACAAAAUAUUUAACUUUUUAAAAACAAAAUUACAUAUUUUAUGGAGAUAUUAAGAAUUUCAUAAGAAUUUUAGAAUGAUUUAGCUUGACAUUCUCUUCCAUUAUUUAAAUUUAAUAGUUUUGUUUUUUUUCGGCUCAAGUCUUUCAAGAAUUUAAAAUAUUUAAACAAAUUUUCAAAUGUGUUCCAAAUAUUUUCGACAAAACUG
Molecule: messenger RNA, 1315 nt
Organism: Drosophila elegans
Lineage: Eukaryota; Metazoa; Arthropoda; Insecta; Diptera; Drosophilidae
Exons: 2
Coding region: 497-934 (145 amino acids)
Source: RefSeq, a predicted model, not a curated record